Messenger RNA from Hyaloscypha bicolor E, 3806 nucleotides. RefSeq lists its product as uncharacterized. The transcript has 3 exons. Gene Ontology annotation, molecular function: protein binding. Gene Ontology annotation, biological process: protein transport to vacuole involved in ubiquitin-dependent protein catabolic process via the multivesicular body sorting pathway. NCBI's taxonomy places the organism in Eukaryota, Fungi, Ascomycota, Leotiomycetes, Helotiales, Hyaloscyphaceae. Bases 318 to 3806 code for a protein of 1162 amino acids. The record is from RefSeq and is a predicted model, not a curated record. Gene Ontology annotation, cellular component: ESCRT-0 complex.
CCUCUGCUCUCUUAAACUCGCGAGCGGUUUUAUAAUUUCAACUUGAACGCCGUCUGAACGCUUCGCUUGGUAAACUGCUGCAAUUCUGCACGUUUAGAUACACAACGCCCCGCUCUCCUACACAUCGCACUUCUGCUUCCCUGGCCUAUACGGCAGCACAUACUGUGGCAUUACGUACCGUUGCACACAGCCCAAUUUACGAAUAACGUCAAACCGAGUGCCAGAGCUGCCUCCGGGCUCUCUCUCCAUCAACCCCCCCAUAGGCAGCAGGCUGAGCAAGCUUGUCAAAGCACAAUUUGCUCCCAAGCACGCUCAAGAUGUCAAGCCCGCCGUUCAAAGUCAAGGCCGUGUUCGAAUACACCUCUCCUCAUGACGACGACCUCCACUUCCCGAAUGGGCAGAUAAUCACAGUUACCGAGGAGGAAGAUGAUGAUUGGUAUGCGGGGGAAUAUGUGGACGCCUCGGGAGUGAAGCAGGAGGGUAUCUUUCCUAAGAACUUCGUGGAGAGGUACGAGCCUACGGCCCCUCCAAGGCCUGCUCGAACGACACGCCCAAAGAGAGAUGCCGAACUACCAGCUGAGCCUGUCCCAAAAGCAUAUGAAUUAGAGGCGGAACCAGAGCCACAGCCCGAGCCCGAGCCAAUCCAUGAGCUCCCAGCUACACGAGAACCACCUCCAUCAGCUCCCAAGCCUCAAGCCGCUACAUCUCCGCCAUUUUCGAGGCCUGCAGAAAUCUCCCCGCCACCAGCUGCCAAGCCGACUGCAUCCAGUCUGAAAACCGAGCCCCCGCCUGUUUCUGACAAGCCGAGUGGUGGCUCAUUCCGAGACCGUAUUGCAGCUUUCAAUAAGGCGGCUCCACCAGUCGCGCCGUUCAAGCCUGGUGGGUUGAGCUCUGGGGGAUCGAAUAACUUCAUCAAGAAGCCUUUCGUUGCACCACCGCCGAGCAAAAAUGCGUAUGUACCUGUAGCUCGCGAUCCGCCCCCGCAGAAGAUCUAUAGGCGUGAAGAGGACCCAGAGAUAGCUGCGAGGGAGAAAGAAGAUCAGGAGUUGGCGGAACGAGCCGGAUUAGCCCCAACAUCUAAUGAUGGCGAUGAGGAAGAGCAGCCAAAGCCUACGAGUCUGAAGGAAAGAAUUGCUCUUCUUCAAAAGCAGCAAAUGGAACAGGCAAGUCGGCAUGCGGAAGCGGCACAGAAGAAGGAAAAGCCUAAGCGUCCACCUACCAAAAAGCGGACCGAAUCGCAUGGCCACACAGAAGGCAACGAAGAGGGAGACGCAACUCCUCUGGAGAGCAAUGUCACAGGAGAAAGUGCUGCCAAGCCUUCAAUGGAUUCUGUGAGAGAGGAAGUAGAAGGCCCAAGAAAACGUAAAUCUUCAAGGGGUGCUGUUACAACCCCGGGACUCCAUCCUCGAAAGUCUUUUGGCGACGGUAAUGAAGCAGAUAUGUCUGGGGCUGGUGAAACAACCGAGGAGCCGGAAGAUAUGUCGACUGGAAGAGAUGACAGCGAUGAAAAACCAAGAUCUCGGCCACCAACGAUACCCAUGCGCGCUGCAGCGCCCCCCUCCCGCGAACUUGAUAUUGGAGAAGAAGAGGGAGCUUCCGAAGAAGAGGAGCCUCAAGGAGAAGAAGACGAGGGAGGUGAAGAUGAAGAGGACGACAUUGAUCCGGAAGUGCGGCGAAAGGAGGAACUGAGAGCACGAAUGGCGAAGAUGAGCGGCGGUAUGGGUAUGCAUGGCAUGUUUGGCCCCGCCGGCGGUAUGCCAAUGCCUGGACUUGGAGCACCGCCGAAAAAGAAGAAGUCUACGACAUCCAGCGAUAAACGUCCAACAGAGUACGGAACUGAGGAAACCUCCCCAGUUUCCCGCGCUCCCCCUGUUCCAAUGCCUGGUUUGUCUCGAGUUCGGAGCCCCGAGGAGCUGAACAAGCAGCUUGAGCUCGAAGAAGAGAAGACCCCUAUUUCGAGGUCCCGUCCAGCAGAUGAGCUACCGGAUGUCGAGGAAGUGGUCCCAUCGAAAGAGGGAGGUGCUCCGCCUGUUCCAGGUGGAAGGCCAGCACCACCACCCGUGCCAAAAGAGUUAGCACGACCUACUCCUGCUGUCCCGAUGUCUCCAAGUGCUGGAUCCGAAUCGGAUGAUGAGAUGUCUGAGCGUGCUCAAACUAUCACUGUGGCGACUCCUACAGCUGAAGCGCCUCGUGCUCCGCCUAGACCAUCGGAGGCGCCAGGUUCGCCAAAGUCUCCUAAUUUCAGACGAGGAUCUUAUUUUGGAACAGAUCAAGCAUCUCCCGUUUCUCCUACAACGCCGGGCUUAAACAACAAGCGUGCCAGUCGACUUCCUCCACCAAUUCCUGGAGCAUCUGCACCUCAACCGCAAAAUCGAGCUCCACCCCCACCUCCUCCAGCUGCUGCACCUCUUAGUCGCACAUCCACUGGUGAUCAACGUGCUCCACCACCUCCUUCGCGUCCAGCUCAAGAGGAAAGCGAAGAAGAGGUUACCGAGUACGAGGGUGAUUACGAUACAGAUAUUGCCUCGGCGGCACCGCACAAAGAUGCGUUGAAGGCUGUUGAGGAUCGCUCGCCGGUCAUAUCUCCUUCGUCCGCGCCCCCGCCUCUCCCGCCAUCUGCCGCUCCACGUGCAAUUCCACCUCCUUUGCCUUCGCAACCACCUCCCAAUACGAGGAAAUCGGCGGAUAUGCCAAGGGCUGCUCCACCACCUCCGCCCCCUGGCAAGAUGGUGGCUCCAUGGGAGAAUGACGAUGACGAAUAUGACCCGUUCAAGUACACUACUGGCAUACCUGCUCCUGGAGGCGGGAUGCCUAGAGUUGAAAGAACAGAAGAGGAUUUAUACUCCGCCUCACCGCCUAGAACAUUUGCUUCGCCGCCUCAAGAUCGACCAGUUCCACCGGCCCCUCCCCGUGACGCCCCACCGUCAGGAAGCAGACCAGUUCCAACGACUCGCCAAUCUCUUGACGUCGGGUCCUCUCGCCCAACAAACAAUGCACGAAGAUCAGUCGAGCUCGGCAGAAUGUCUAUGGAUUCCGGCUUCGUGGCUAACGAUGUUGACCUUGGUCCAAGUUCGUUCUGGUGGACACAACCCCGUGGAAUUCCACCUGUCUUCCAGAACAGAAAAGACAUCCUCCUCGAGUUUGACGACUCCUCAUCCAAGCGAGGCAGCAAAACAAUAGUCGCCAAAGAGCUCUCCAUCCUCUUCCAAGACUACUCUCAAACCAUCGUGACUGCUCAAUUUGAUGCCCAAAACCCAUCGGACAUCAAACUCGAGCAGCGACACGACCCACCACCGUCCCGCCAACGUCAAGACCAGCUCGAACAAGCACACGAGCAAUUCGGCCGCCGCAUCUCCGAAGCUGUCCACUCGCGCAAGGAAACCGUCGUUGGAGACGGCACCCCACAAGGCCUGAUCCAAGAGCUUCUCAAACCGCUCACCAACGCCCUACUGCCAGUCGGAACUCGCGCCUACGGCGCCGUCGUCUACGGCAACCUGGCCAACGCCUCCACGCAGCAGAACGACGAGAUCCGCCCCGGCGAUAUCAUCACGCUGCGUAAUACCAAGUUCCAGGGUAAGCACGGACCGAUGCACGCGAAGUAUAGCGUGGAGGUUGGGAAGCCGGAUCAUGUGGGUGUGGUUGCGGAGUGGGAUGGCACCAAGAAGAAGGUGAGGGCGUGGGAGCAGGGACGCGAAAGCAAGAAGGUGAAGCUUGAGAGCUUUAAGCUAGAUGAUUUACGCAGUGGGGAGGUGAAGAUUUGGAGGGUUAUGCCGAGGAGUUGGGUGGGGUGGAGUGAGACGAAUUAG